AUGAGUUUAGAAGAACCCAACUUGGAACUGACGAUGGAGAGCAGGAACAGCCACAACGGAAGCAGAGACAGGCUUGGACUGAGCUUCACUAUUGACUACCUUCUGUUCAAUAGCGGAGUCAAAGGUUCGAAAGGAGAAGUGACGGCAAGUAGCGCGACGGAGCAGACGGAGAACAAUAUGCUAAAUGACCAGAAUCCUGAACGAAAAGAGGUGGAGAUUCGUCGCAAUGUACAGGGGACGCUCCCACAGGAUCCAGACCUAGACACUGGAAAAAGUAAAACCAGCGAAGAGGAGUGGAACAAAGAACAACAUGAGGAGGGAAAGGAGGAAAUGACUACCACAAGCUGUAGUUCUGACAAAUCUUCAGACAAACCAAACCAGUCGUACAUUGCGCUCAUUUCAAAGGCAAUUCUGGCGUCUGAGGAAAAGAAAUUGCUGUUGUGUGACAUCUACCAGUGGAUCAUGGACCACUAUCCUUACUUCAAGAGUAAGGAUAAAAACUGGAGAAACAGCGUGCGCCACAACUUGUCCCUCAAUGAUUGCUUCAUCAAAGCAGGUCGAAGCGACAAUGGCAAAGGCCACUUCUGGGCGAUUCACCCUGCAAACUACCAAGAUUUUUCAAAAGGCGACUACCAUUGCCGGAGGGCACGGAGAAGGGUGCGCAGGGUGGCAGCUCAGAUUCGUCUUUCCUCCCUAACGUCCCCCUACUACCCUGCCGCCACUCUUACCCUCCCUCACAGAACGACCUGUUGGUGCUGCCCUCAGGUCCCGACACUUCCUCUGUCCUGUUUGGCUCCCAGGCUCUACUGGCCAUGGUCCAGCAUGCACCCGCAAGUGGGUCUCCACCUGGGUCUCAAUCCGUCUGUACCCUGAAAGGGUUUGACUCCUUCUGUAUUUGCAGUUUUUGAUGUUGUGUUCUUACUAUGUGGUA
Molecule: messenger RNA, 931 nt
Organism: Xiphophorus couchianus (Monterrey platyfish)
Lineage: Eukaryota; Metazoa; Chordata; Actinopteri; Cyprinodontiformes; Poeciliidae
Gene: foxq2
Product: forkhead box Q2
Exons: 2
Coding region: 1-873 (290 amino acids)
Biological process (GO): regulation of transcription by RNA polymerase II; cell differentiation; anatomical structure morphogenesis
Molecular function (GO): RNA polymerase II cis-regulatory region sequence-specific DNA binding; DNA-binding transcription factor activity, RNA polymerase II-specific
Source: RefSeq, a predicted model, not a curated record